AUGUGGGGGAGAAGAUCCAUUGCGGCGUCGAGACGCGCUGCACUCGAGGUCCGUCACCGAGUCGCUCUCCGCCCCUCCCCCUCUUUCUUUUCUUCUUUACCGUCAAGCAUUCCUCGACGUCCCCGUCCCAGAAUCUCAUUACCUACCUCCAGACCUCUUUUCGCAAUUACUCCUGUUCGACACUGCUCCGCCGAAGUUCGCAUGAUGGCGUCCUCCGAUCGAGAUACCCUCCCCGACGUGGCCAAGCCUGUUAACUACCAUGUUUCUCUCUUCGAUCUGCAACUCGGUGGAUCCUGGGAGUACAAGGGUAUUAUCAAAGUCGAUACCAAGAUCACCCGGGCCACCAAGGAAAUUGUUCUGAACUCGAAGGAUAUCACCGUGCAAAGUGCGGAAGUUUUCGGCCAAGAUGGAGCCCAACUGGCAAAGGCAACCGAUAUUUCAUAUGACAAGACCUCGGAGCGUGUUUCUCUCAAGUUCUCUCAGGACCUUACGCCGUCGGACGUUGUGCUUUCCAUCAACUUCACUGGAACCAUGAAUAACGUUAUGGCGGGCUUUUACCGCUCCAAGUACACACCCAUCGGGGAAGCAGGCCCUGGCACACCCAAGGAGGGAGAUUUCUAUUACAUGCUGAGCACUCAAUUUGAGUCUUGCGAUGCUCGAAGGGCUUUCCCUUGCUUUGACGAGCCGAACCUUAAGGCCACUUUCGAUUUCGAGAUCGAAAUCCCCAAGGGCCAGACUGCACUCAGCAAUAUGCCCGUCAAGUCGGAGAGAGAUGGAAGCAAUGCUGACUUGAAGUUUGUUACUUUCGAAAAGACCCCGGUUAUGAGCACAUACCUUCUUGCUUGGGCAGUGGGUGAUUUCGAAUAUGUUGAGGCUAUGACUGAGCGCAAGUACAAAGGCAAGAGUAUUCCCGUUCGGGUCUACACAACCCGCGGCUUGAAGGACCAGGCUCGUUUUGCUUUGGAGUGUGCUCACCGCACCGUCGACUAUUUCUCGGAAAUCUUCGAGAUCGAGUAUCCUUUGCCCAAGGCUGACCUUUUGGCCGUGCACGAGUUUGCCAUGGGCGCCAUGGAGAACUGGGGUCUCGUGACAUAUCGGACAACGGCUGUUCUCUUCGACGAAGGCACAUCUGACAAUCGCUACAAGAACCGCAUCGCCUACGUGGUUGCACACGAACUGGCCCACCAAUGGUUCGGUAACCUUGUCACCAUGGAUUGGUGGAACGAGCUUUGGCUCAACGAAGGCUUUGCCACUUGGGUUGGCUGGCUGGCCAAUGGAACUUUGUUGUACGCAAUAACCGAGGUAUCUCCUGCUUACCCUAAGAUCAUUAUUGACAUUGUACCACAGGCUGAAGGUGUUCAACAAGCAUUCCAUCUCGACUCGCUGCGCGCAUCUCACCCAAUUGAGGUGCCCGUUCGCAACGCUCUCGAAGUCGACCAGAUUUUCGAUCACAUUAGUUACCUGAAGGGAAGCUCUGUCAUCCGCAUGCUGAGUGUUCAUCUCGGCCAAGAGAGAUUCCUUCGUGGCGUUGCCGAUUACCUCAAGUCCCACGCAUACGGAAAUGCCACCACAAAUGAUCUGUGGUCCGCUCUGAGCAAGGCUUCGGGACAAGAUGUUCACGGAUUUAUGGAUCCCUGGAUUCGCAAGAUUGGAUUCCCCGUCGUUACAGUCGCGGAAGAACCUGGCCAGAUUAGCGUCCGCCAGAACCGAUUCCUGUCUACUGGCGAUGCGAAGCCCGAGGAGGACGAAACCACCUGGUGGAUUCCCCUCGGUAUCAAAUCUGGCGAUAAGCUGGCCAAUGUGGACACUCGUGCCCUUACCGCGAAGUCCGAAACCGUUGCAGGUUCAGGCAGUGACGGAUUCUACAAGAUCAACAAGGAUCUAUCUGGAUUCUACCGUACAAACUACCCUCCUGCACGCCUUGAGAAGUUGGGCAAGUCCCUUGGUCUUCUGAGUACCGAGGACAAGAUCGGACUGCUUGGAGAUGCUGCUGCUCUUGCGGUCUCUGGCGAGGGCACCACGCCAGCUCUUUUGGCCUUGCUCGAGGGAUUCAAGGAUGAAUCGAACUACCUUGUCUGGUCCCAAGUGUCUUCUUCUUUGGCGAACCUCCGCUCCGUUUUCGCCCAGAACGAGCAGGUCGCUGCUGGUUUGAAGCAGUUCACUCAAAAGCUGGCUACCCCGACGGCCGAGAAAGUCGGCUGGGAAUUCAAGCCCAAUGAAGACUAUCUCGUCAUUCAACUUCGCAAGCUCCUGAUUUCCAUGACCGGUAACAGCGGCAACCCUAGCACCAUCGCCGAGGCCAAACGCCGUUUCGACCUCUGGGCCACCGGCCAAGACAAGACCGCCAUCCACACCAACCUCCGCUCAGCAAUUUUCAGCCUCAACGUUUCAAACGGUGGUCGUAAGGAAUACGAUGCCGUGAAGGAGGAAUACCUCCGAACGGACUCCGUCGAUGGCAAGGAGAUCUGUCUGUCUGCCAUGGGCCGUACCAAGGAUGCUGCGCUGGUGCAAGAUUACCUGAACUUCGUCUUUUCCGACAAGGUGGCGAUCCAAGAUAUCCAUAACGGCGCAGUUUCCCUGGCCGCCAAUGCCAAGAUGCGUCAUCUGCUCUGGGAGUAUAUCAAGACAAACUGGGACAUGGUGGAGACACGUCUGUCGUCCAACAAUGUUGUCUUUGAGCGAUUCAUUCGCAUGGGUCUGUCCAAGUUUGCUGAUCACCAGAUCGGCGAUGACAUCGCUGAAUUCUUCAAGAGUAAGAACACUGGUGCUUAUGCUCGGGCUCUUGUUAUUGUGUCGGAUAAUAUCCGGACCAACGCUUCCUACAAGGAACGCGAUCAAGCUCUGGCUCUGGAAUGGUUGCGAUCUCACGGAUAUGCAUGA
Penicillium manginii is the source of this 2880-nucleotide messenger RNA. RefSeq names its product M1 family metallopeptidase. The transcript is spliced from 12 exons. Gene Ontology annotation, molecular function: metalloaminopeptidase activity; zinc ion binding; peptide binding. Gene Ontology annotation, cellular component: cytoplasm. The coding region runs from base 1 to 2880 and encodes 959 amino acids. Gene Ontology annotation, biological process: peptide catabolic process; proteolysis. The record is from RefSeq and is a predicted model, not a curated record. NCBI's taxonomy places the organism in Eukaryota, Fungi, Ascomycota, Eurotiomycetes, Eurotiales, Aspergillaceae.